AUGGACUUUCUUGUGAAGAAGAUUGAAGGUACAUUUACAGCUAAAUCAUGAAUCUGAUAGCUGAGUGGGAUGUUUUGUUUAUGAAAACAUUUAUGGGUACAGUGAACUCUUGCUGAUAAAAUCAAAUUACUAUCUGAGCUAAUGUUAGCUUGCUAUUUAUCUGGCACUGAAUACACAUGCACCAUGCUCUCAAUUGCAGCAAUACUCUCCAAUCUCUCAAUAUAAGGUUUUAAAUAAUAUGUCUCUCUUUAUUGUUUGUUUUGAUAUGUAGCCUUACUUAUUUAAAUGUAUUACAUUCACUUAAUCUUUACACUUUUCUUUUUUUUUUAUCAUCGCCACUGAGUGUUUCAGUAAUAUCUUUGCAUCCUUCUCUGUCUGACUAGAGUUCGAUAUCUCCAGGUAUCAUAUGAGGGGACUCUAUAGGAAACUUGACUCUCCAAAGAAUGAUCCCUCAGAUGACUUUGCUGAUAACACUAGGGCUGCAGAGAGAGGUAAAUUAUAUUGGCAUUGUUACCCACAACAGAUGUAGCCUACAUAUUGUAGCUACUGUAAUUAUUGUGCUAGAUAAAUUACCUCUGGAAAAAUAAUGCUUGUUCUGAUAUUCAAUAUUACUCUCAUUUUAGCUGGUUUAUCAAAAAUGUUCAUCACAGUGAAAUGUUCAGUCAGAGUUCCCUUCGUGACAUCACUGUUCUGGCCUGUGACGAUACAUGAUGGUUACUCAGAGAACAGAGAACCACAAGGGUGUUAUCUGCUCAAAGUAGCUGUUGAAACACUAGGUAUGAGGGCCUAAAUGGUCAUAAGUAUGGACGCUCUGAGAAGGACUAAGGAAAAAAAGACAAAUAUUGUAGAAGAAUCAUCCGGUAUGUUAACUCUUUAUGCCACUAGUUAUGUGACAUGAUGAAAUGUCAACAUAUAAAAGUGUUUAUCAGAUGAUAGGAUGACCUUGAUGACAUUUCUAAAGGGAAGCUGGUGAUUAAGCAGAAUCAAUCUUGGUAAAAGUACAGAUAGACUGAAAGGAUUUAUCCAGUAGAUGCUGUUGGCUUGAUGAAGGUCAUACCUUAGUGCAUCAAACCCAUUUCCCACCUCUAGCUGUGGAACAAAGUAGUGACAUUUUCCACUCACUUCCACCCCUCAAAACACUCAAUCUAUUUCCAUUUAGACUGACUUUUAGUGGCCAUGCAGUCAUGUUUUUUCUUUUAACUGAGUACAUUUUAGACCCAUAAUGAAACCUUGGAAUUGAAAACUGCCUGCUGUCUGUACAGGUUGUGAUAGUCUCACAGACUGCCUGAAGGUGCAGUCAAAGACCAUAGAGACAACCCCCUCCAGACUUAACCCCAGCAUCUCAGACCUCCUGUCCAGGCUGGGCACCACCAGCCCGGGCCACGACCAGCACCCCGCCAGCAGACCCUCUGACCCCCACCUCCACUACGACGCCAUGGUCCACAGCUACUCCCUCAACCCAGCCACUCCAACCCCGGUAGGGUCCAACAGUUCAACCGGCGCCAACCCUCACCCUCGGCCGCCGCAGACCAUGUACUGCCACCACACCUCCGACUCCCAGAGGUCACUGUGCAGCAAGGUGGAUCCUCUCUUCAUCCGCAAGGUCACGGCUGCAGAACUAGUCUGCGGGGAGAGGAAGUACAAGUGCUCAGGCUGCCUGAGGUACUACGACCAUCUGGGGACCCUGCUGGGUCACAUUGACCGGGGCUGGAGGGAGGGCUUCAGCUGCAAGGUGUUCUACAGGAAACUGAAGAGCAUGCAGGACCACAUGGUCAUGAUGAGUUGCCAGAGCAGGGAGUCCCUGGCCAUGGAUAACGACCUUAAACUCUCCAGCUCCUCCACCACAUGCCUGGGGUCGGCCUCGCUGGCCCUGGCACUCCAGCCCACCGACAGCGACAUGAGGAAGGGAUCUGAGACAAGGGAUAAGAAGGCAGACAUGAUCCAAAAGUGGCUGCAGAAGACAGAAGUGACAGCAUCACUUCACUGA
Messenger RNA from Coregonus sp. 'balchen', 1987 nucleotides. NCBI's taxonomy places the organism in Eukaryota, Metazoa, Chordata, Actinopteri, Salmoniformes, Salmonidae. The record is from the annotation of a GenBank genome assembly.